Messenger RNA from Arachis ipaensis, 1512 nucleotides. Lineage: Eukaryota; Viridiplantae; Streptophyta; Magnoliopsida; Fabales; Fabaceae. The record is from RefSeq and is a predicted model, not a curated record.
AUGGAAAAGAAAAGAAAAAUCAUAGUAUCAAUAGUUGUUUCACUUUCGCUCAUCCUUGUGGCGGUAGUUGCCACUGGGGUCAUCAUGGCCGUUAAUAACAAGAAAAGCAAUGGCGCUGAUGAAGUGCAAAACACUAAAGAAAGGUUCACGAGUCUCAUGUGCCGCAACACACAAGAGGAUCAAAACCUCUGUCGCGAGGUUCUAAGCCAAGUUGAUGGUUCUUCUUCUUCCGACCCGAAAGCAUAUAUCGACGCCGCCGUGAACGAUAUCAGAGACAGCGUCACCACCGCCCUAAAGAUGAUAACGACUGAGGAGGAGUUCUCCAAAGAUGACAAUGGAAUCAAGAUGGCCAUUGAUGGUUGCAAAGAAGUCAUGGAGUCCGCAUUGAGCAGCCUCGAUCUUUUCAGCAAUGCGCUUCGCAGCAAUCACGACAUUAACUCCGUGCAAACGCAAAGCCCCGACCUCAAGAACUGGCUUAGCGCCGUUAUCUCAUAUCAGCAAUCUUGUGUUGACAUUUUUGAAGAUCAAAAUGAAGGAGAGAGAAAAAUCAAAGAACAACUACAAAGCCAGAGUUUGGAUCGUGUUGAGAAGGUUUCCAUCAUAACUCUCGAUAUUGUUACUGGUUUAGCUAAGAUCAUUGAAGAUCUUGGUGUGCAUGUGCAAAUGAAACCCAUUUCUUCUUCUGGGCGUGUUCUUCGCGAAGAGGUUGAUAACGAGGGGUUCCCCGAUUGGUUUUCCUCUUCAGAUCGCAAGCUGUUGGCGAAGGAUGUGAAGUUUUAUGUUCCAAAUGUAGUGGUUGCUAAAGAUGGUAGUGGAAACUUUAGGACGAUUCAGGAUGCAAUUAACUCAUACCCAAAGACAAAGAAUUUUCAGGGAAGGUACAUUAUCUAUGUUAAGACGGGGAUCUAUAAGGAGAAUUGUACGGUUCCAUCUCAUGCAAUGAACGUUUUCAUGUAUGGCGAUGGCCCUACUAAGACCAUUGUCACUGCUAGUAUGAGCAAUGUCACCCACAACCUCAAGACCAUGUUAACUGCCACUUUUGUGAAUAAAGCGGGAAUGUUUCUUGCGAAGGACAUGAGGUUCGAGAAUGCAGCUGGUGCAAAAGGGCACCAAGCAGUUGCACUCAGAAAUGUAGGAGAUUUUUCAGCUUUUUAUAACUGCCACAUACACGGUUAUCAAGACACUUUGUAUGUUCAAGCCAACAGACAAUUCUACCGCAACUGCGAAAUUGCUGGAACAGUUGACUUUAUCUUCGGUACAUCCCCCGGAUGGGCCCCUCAUGAUGGCAAUGAGAUGAAAGGCUUCUUAGAUAUUUGUGAGUAUGGAAAUACCGGACCAGCUGCUUCAGUUCAUGGAAGAAUCAAGUGGAAGGGAUAUCGUGGUAUAAUAACCAAGAAUGAAGCAAUGCGAUUCACUGUUGCUGAAUUCCUCAAGGGUGGACCUAACAAUAGUGCUGACCAAUGGUUGAACGCUCUUGGUGUUCCUUUUGACAGUGGUUUUCUAAGACCAUAA